Varanus komodoensis (Komodo dragon) is the source of this 2202-nucleotide messenger RNA. RefSeq names its product microtubule-associated serine/threonine-protein kinase 3-like. The coding region runs from base 1 to 2202 and encodes 733 amino acids. The record is from RefSeq and is a predicted model, not a curated record. Gene Ontology annotation, molecular function: magnesium ion binding; protein serine/threonine kinase activity; ATP binding. Gene Ontology annotation, biological process: intracellular signal transduction; peptidyl-serine phosphorylation. The transcript is spliced from 17 exons. NCBI's taxonomy places the organism in Eukaryota, Metazoa, Chordata, Lepidosauria, Squamata, Varanidae.
AUGCACACACACAUUGCGGACACUAUAGCGCACGGCGCACGUCGCAGGACACGUGUGCCCGCUGGGGUACGGCGCCCCGCUCCCUGCCGGGCCGCGCGCUGCGCCGGUUGGACCCCCGCCCACCCUCUCGCUCUCCCCGCAGCCGCCAGCAGCCCCGCCGGCAGCCCCCGCAGCUUCUCCGGAGGGACCCCCGCCAGCUUCCCGUUCGCCCGCAGCCAUGGCCCCCGGCCGGAAAGGGCUGACGGACGGAGGUGGUCCCUGGCCUCCCUCCCCUCAUCCGGAUACGGGACCAACACGCCCAGCUCCACCGUUUCGUCUUCCUCGUCUUCCUCGCGGGAGCGCCUGCACCAGCUGCCCUCGGAACCCACGCCGGAUGAGCUCCACUUCCUCUCCCGGCACUUCCGGGGCGCGGGGGGCGCCGGGGGCGAGGAGGGGCGCCCCCACUUCCGGCCGCGGUCCCGGAGCCUGAGCCCCGGGAGGACCGGCGGUGCCGUCGACAACGAGGUCGUGAUGCUAAACCACGUCUACAAGGAGCGCUUCCCCACGGCCACGGCCCAGAUGGAGGAGCGCCUGGCCGAAAUCAUCCGGAGCGGCUCCCCCGGCGCGACGCCCCCGUUGGGGGACGGCGUCCUGGGGUUCGUCCACCACCAGGUCCUGGAGCUGGCCCGGGACUGCCUGGCCACCUCGCGGGGCGCCCUGGUCACGGCCCGGUACUUCCUGGAGCUGCAGGAGAAGCUGGAGAGGAUGCUGAGAGACGCCCAGGAACGAUCCGAGAGCGAGGAACUGCACUUCGUGGAGCAGCUCAUCCGGAAAUUGCUCCUCGUCAUUUCCCGCCCGGCACGGCUGCUGGAAUGUUUGGAAUUCGACCCUGAGGAGUUUUACCACCUGCUGGAGGCGGCCGAGGGACACGCCAAGCUCGGCCACGGGGUCAAGGCGGACAUCCCGAGAUACAUCAUCCACCAGCUCGGGCUCGCCAAGGACCCCCUGGACGACAAGGCCCAGCCCGGCCCGGCGGAGGGCCCAUCGUCCACGGCCCCCGAGGCAGCGGAUCCGGCCCCCGAGGCCUCCACCCUCCACCCCCGCCGCCAGCCCUGCGAGAGCGACUUCGAAACCAUCAAGCUGAUCAGCAACGGGGCCUACGGGGCCGUCUACCUGGUGCGGCACCGCGAGAGCCGCCGCCGCUUCGCCAUGAAGAAGAUCAACAAGCGCAACCUGGCGCUGCGGAACCAGAUCCAGCAGGUUUUCGUGGAGAGGGACAUCCUGACGUUCGCCGACAACCCUUUCGUGGUGGGGAUGUUCUGCUCCUUUGAGAGCCGCCGGCACCUCUGCCUGGUCAUGGAGUACGUGGAAGGGGGGGACUGUGCCACGCUGCUGAAGAACAUGGGGCCCCUCCCCGUGGACAUGGCCCGGAUGUACUUCGCUGAGACUGUACUGGCCUUGGAGUACCUUCACAGUUACGGGAUUGUGCACCGUGAUCUGAAGCCUGACAACUUGCUCAUCACCUCCAUGGGCCACAUCAAGCUGACCGACUUCGGCCUGUCCAAGAUCGGCCUGAUGAACAUGGCCACCAACCUCUACGAGGGGCAUGUGGAGAAGGACACCCGGGAGUUCCUGGACAAGCAGGUCUGUGGCACUCCGGAGUACAUCGCCCCCGAGGUGAUCCUCUCCCAGGGCUACGGCAAGCCGGUGGACUGGUGGGCGAUGGGCGUCGUACUCUACGAGUUCCUGGUGGGCUGCGUGCCCUUCUUCGGGGACACGCCGGAGGAGCUCUUCGGGCAGGUCGUCAGCGACGAGAUCAGCUGGCCCCAGGGGGACGAGGCCGUGCCCCCUGAUGCCCGGGACCUCAUCCGGCACCUCCUGCGGCAGCGCCCCCUGGAGCGCCUCGGCACAGGGGGCGCCCACGAGGUCAAGCAGCACCCCUUUUUCCGCGCCCUCGACUGGACGGGGCUCCUGCGCCAGAAGGCCGAGUUCGUCCCACAGCUCGAGGCCGAGGACGACACCAGCUACUUCGACAGUAAGGGGCGUAACCCGAAUCCUAAUCCGAACCUGAACCCCAAGCUGAACCCGACCCCGACCCUGAAUCCUAAUCCUAUCCUGACCCCGAAUCCCAAGCUGAACCCGAACCCGAACCUGACCCUGAAUCCGAAUUCUCGCCUGAACCCGAACCUUGACCCCGAAUCCAAAUUCUCACCUGAACCUUGA